AAGCAUGACUAUGAGAACUACCUCUGCGUGCUGCUUCUCCCCAGCGCUGCCCACCAGGCUGCAUUUGCAGUUAGAGCCUUCAAUGUGGAACUGGCAUUGGUCAGAGACUCAGUGACAGACAAGAACAUAGGGAAGAUGAGGAUGCAGUUCUGGAAGGAUACACUAGCUGACAUUUAUCAGGAAAGACCUCCACAGCAGCCAGUUGCCCAAGAACUAGCCAAGGCAGUUGACAGCUGUGGGCUUACUAAAAGGUGGUUCAGCAGGAUUUUGGAUAACAGGAUAGAAAACCUGGAUGAUCAACCACACAGAAACCUCACAGCACUGGAGGACUACUCAGAGCAAACUGUGUCCUCUGUGUUGUACCUCACCUUAGAAAUUCUAGGUAUCAAAGAUGUACAUGCAGACCAUGCCGCUAGUCAUAUUGGUAAAGCCAUUGGCAUCUGUACAGCAUUGAGAGCUGCACCCUACCUAGCCAAUAGGAGGAGAGUCUUUCUACCAAUGGAUGUUAUGAUACAGUGUGGAGUUUCCCAAGAGGACAUAGUGAGGGGGAGACAGGACCAGAAAGUCAAGGAUGUGAUGUAUGAGAUUGCCAGUCUCUCUCACUCACACCUAGAGAAAGCGAGGUCGUUGAAGAAAGAUGUCCCCAAAAAAUCCAUGUCAGCCUUCCUUCCAGCACUUUCUUGUGACUUCUACUUGAAGAGGAUACAAAAAGUAGACUUCAACAUCUUUGAUUCAUCAUUACAGCAAAGAGAUACCCUACUACCUUUUCAUCUACUGCUGCAAAAACUGAAAAGGACGUUCUGAUUUUUGAAAUGUUAAAAUCUAAGAAGCUAA
This is a messenger RNA of Branchiostoma belcheri (Belcher's lancelet), 834 nucleotides long. Its product is annotated as NADH dehydrogenase (ubiquinone) complex I, assembly factor 6-like. The annotation marks the transcript as partial. NCBI's taxonomy places the organism in Eukaryota, Metazoa, Chordata, Leptocardii, Amphioxiformes, Branchiostomatidae. The record is from RefSeq and is a predicted model, not a curated record. Gene Ontology annotation, biological process: mitochondrial respiratory chain complex I assembly; biosynthetic process. Gene Ontology annotation, cellular component: mitochondrion. The transcript has 9 exons.